UCCGCGGUGCUGUCAUCUGGCGGGUCGUGUGGGAGGCUGUGAUGCGGCGGUGUGCGAGGCGAGACGGCGGAUAAAGUGGGGUGGCGAGUUAUGUCUUUGGAAUCCCGGCCCAGCAAUUCGCUUUUCAAGCGAAAAGAGCAGCUCAAGCGCUGGGAGGACUCCGAGACGAACCUCGAGAGCGCCGAGCCGCCGCCGGACAAGGCACCCCGGAUCAAGUUCAGCGAUGGAUGCGUGUUCCUCGCUGCCUGCGCCGCCGGAGAUACGGCCGAAGUCGAGCGUCUGCUCGCCGCCGGCGCCGACAUCAACACGACGAACGUCGACGGGCUCACCGCGCUGCACCAGGCAUGCAUCGAUGACAACAUGGGGAUGGUGGAGUUCCUUGUGGAGCAUGGGUGUGACCUCAACCUCGGCGACAACGAGGGCUGGACGCCGCUCCAUGCUACGGCCUCCUGUGGCUUUGUCAGUGUGGCCAGGUACCUGAUUGAGCAUGGAGCAGAUGUCUCCCUAGUGAACAACGAUGGUGACCUGCCCAUUGACAUCGCCGAGUCUGAGGAGAUGGAGGAGUUGCUGCAAGCCGAGAUUGACAGGCUCAAUGUGGACUGCGAGGCGGCUCGGAACGAGGAGGAGCGGCUAAUGCUGGAGGACGCCAAGCAGAUGCUGAACAACAACCGGGUGCCGGACAAGGUGCACCCUAAGACGGGCGCCACCUCUCUCCAUGUGGCAGCUGCCAAGGGCUACCUCAAGGUCAUGAGUGUGCUGAUCCAGGCCGGCGUGGACCUGAACGCUCAGGACGUGGACGGCUGGACGCCCCUGCACGCUGCUGCACACUGGGGGCAGAAGGCGGCCUGUCGUCUGCUCUGCGAGAACCUGGCCAAUAUGGCCCUACCCAACUGCGUGGGCCAGACGUGCUUCGACCUGGCCGACCCUGAAGUGCUGCCUGUGCUAGAGGAGCUUCGCAAGAAGCAGGACAGCAUGCAAAAGGAGCGUCCUGAAAUCCAGGAGAUUCUGGAGCGUAAAGCUCAGCGGCCACCGCCCCUCAAGCGCCGAACGUCCGUCACACGCAUGAGCUUGGCCGACAAGAACAGCGUCGUGGUGAAGGACACCUCGUCUGAGCGCAAUGCCAUCGAGUCGCAACUCCUGCUCGCCAAGGUCGACGAAGAGGCUGAGCGCAAGUCAGAGGAGCGGGAGAUCCGGUUGCACCCAAGCUCACCUGAGGAGCGGCAGGUGGCACGAAAGAACGAGGUGAACCGAGCCGUGAGCAAUGCGUACCUGGGCACCGACACCUCUGCGGACAACAAGCCGAAGUCGCAGCCGGAAAAGGAGGAGGAGGUGACGCUGGCGCUGAGGCGGCUGCGGCGACCGAGUCCCGACAACGCGGAGCCGGUCUCUGCGGAGGUGACGGUCACCCACCCCGGGCUGGCCCCGAGGACCGUCGAAUCACCGCCCGUCACCGUGGCAACCAUCACCAUCGACGACAAGAAGAAAGAGCCUUCACCGCCUGCAGAAAUUGUCACGCUUCGAAAACCACUCCGGGUCAGCGCCGACAGCGGGGUAACGGAGGUCACGACCUCCGCGCCAUCCACACCGCCCACCGACAACACCCCGAAAAGAACCUUUGUGCUACCGGUACGGGACGAGGAAUCUGAAACGCAGAGGAAAGCCCACGCAAAGCGAGUCCGAGAAACGAGACGGUCGACGCAGGGCGUGACGCUAGAGGACGUCAAAUCGGCUGAGCAACAGCUUCUGAAGCGUCAGCAGGAACUCGAGGACAAGAAGGAGGACAAGCCGCCCCCGCCAACAGUCAUAGGCGUGGCGCCCGUUGCCACGACGACCACAACUACCACCACCACCACUACCACCACGACAGAAGAGCUUGUGCGCCGGCAUUCCUGGAGGAACAGGGACAAGGAGGAAGAACCACCCGCAGUCCGAGUGGUCCCCAGCAGUCCCGAAACAACACCGGUGGUGACCUUCGUUAUGCCCAGGGCGCGAAGUCAGAGGGGAGUGACCGCUACCCCUGCUCCCGAAGUCAGCCACACAGUCACAGUCCCCAUUCGGCCGCGGGGCGUCGUGGACGACACGGCAAUCACCACCAGGGAAGCGGGUGACGGGGACAAGGACGAUACCAAGACCAAUGCGCAGUCGGCGAUUUCAAGGCGAAGGCGGCCAAAGCGGAGGUCGACAGGCGUCGUAUACCUCGAAGGAGACAACAUUGGUGGCCAGGAGUCUUUGGCAGACCAGGAAGGAUCGGAUCGGGAUAAACUGAGGAUAGGCGCUGUCAACGACCUUUCCAACGACGCAGAGAGCACCCCAGACACGGUUCGGGGUCGCAGCGGAUCCGCGGGCUCCGUAGCGGACAGCACCAAGUCCGAGACAGAGUCGCGGCUCAGUAGCAGUGCAGCCAGCCUUCAGGACGAUGACGAGCUCGACUACAAAAAGCUCUACACUGACCUGAAGGAGGACUACAACAAACUGAAAGGCAAGCUGUCUCGGACCGAAGAUGAGCUUGAAACGACGAGACGUCAGCUCGAGAAGGCACAGUUGAACAAUCGGAACUCGCUCAGUGAUGCUGAGAAGAGGGAACGUCGAGCACUCGAGAGGAAAAUCUCGGAAAUGGAGGAGGAGCUCAAGGUUCUGGCUCAGCUCAAGGCCGAGAACGCCAAGCUCAAGGCUGAAAAUCGUGCGCUGACGCGCGUCGUGUCGAACUUGUCCAAAUGAGGAAGCAAUCGGAACAGCUGCGAGCCGAAAAUGCACGGCUGCGCGAGGAGAAUGGUGCCCUGAUACGCGUCAUCAGCAAGCUGUCCAAGUAGCCCUCCCCCCCAAUCCCCACCCCCUCGGCAGAGGCGGCACCGUCUUCCUCCCACAACACUUUCUCGUCUUCGCUUGUCCAUCGAUCCAUCUCUCCGCUGCGGGGAAAGCGAGAAUGCUCAGCGCUUGUUUGCUCUUCGCUGACCGCCAUCGUUUUUGUUGUUUGCCCGCUGCCUCAUUGUUGGCUUGACCUUCUCUCGGCUUGAAUCGGCACACCGAGUGACCUUUUCUGGAACGAAUGCUUCAGCGGCCUCAGCAGUUCGUGUGUAGAGAAACUUGAGCCACCAGUACACUCUGAGGAAAGUUUGCGCCCUCUGGGGCUUGUCCUGUCCCCGGACGAUAAUUUGUCACCUACAAUGCAUGCCUUUGCAUUCUUCAACACAGCACGCUCUGUGCUUUUGUGUCACAAAUGGCAAGCGCGUACCAGCGUGACGUGGCAUGCGUGACAGGAAAGUCAUGAGCUCAGAGUGCUAAAGAAAGGAAAUGCUCACAAGAUAGGUGACGAUUUGGGGACAAGAUAAACAUUUCCCCGAGGCUGUAAACAUUUUGUAGUGUAUAUCUUGUACAGCGGUCAGGUCGGCACGCACUUCCCAGGAACGUUGGCAUGCCUGGAAUGUGUUUUUGAGUGUGUUGCCAUGCGUGGCAUUUAGGUGAUGUUUGGAAUGUUGCUGUUUUUGUUUUUUUUCUGUACACUGGCUGUGGCUCCACCAGCAGUCCUCAAAUCUGCCUUGCUCGGUGUUCAAACUUCUAGCCUCUCCUGCAGGCAGUGCUGCCAGUUUAGCUGACUUUAAACUUAUUUAGUGGCGAUAGAAGAUUGUUUUAGUGUUUUUAGCAGGUAGGUUUUCGUUGUGCGUUUCCAAAAGUAUUUUGAUCAUUCAUAGUGGAUUCCAAAUGUUUGUUUGGUAACUGAACCCUUGCCAGAAAAAUUAAUCUUGAUUUUGAGUAAUUGUCAUUGUAAUACAUUGUCAUUAUUUUGUGAUUGAUGUCUGAUUGACUCCCAUUGAGGCAAACCCGAUUAAGCCGUAAAAGAAAAAAGCCUUGAUUAGCAUAAAUUGCAAAUUCGGUUUAGCCGAACUUGGCGUGAAGCCAAUAUCGGUAGACUUGGAAGGGGAGAGACUGUAACAUGAAAGCACUGAAUAAUUUUUUGACAAAUUAGGUGAAUUGUUAGCAUUUGUGAUAGCGCAUAUGUUUGCAGAGCAUCAUCAAGCAUUGUUUACCCAACAUACUAAAGCAGAGUGCAUAAAGGAAUCGUUUGGUUUUAGUGCUGUUUUAUUUAUUUUGUGACAUCAAUAUUUAGGUGCAUCUGGAAUAGUAAAUGUUUUGUGAAUUGCUUCUCUUGAGAUGAACAAAAUUUCACAGUCCCUUCGAGUUUGUGUUCACCGGAGUCUAUUGACAUUACAGUGAAACCUGUUUGUGUACUUAAAAUUCCGACGUUUCGUGGAGCAUAGAACAUAUCUCAGGGCACACUCAAUGCAGCAGCGAGUAACCCUAAUAGGUGACACUUCUGCUGCUUAAUGCUCGUUAUCUAUAUUUGAUCGUACUUCUCGCUAAAGUUUUGCUUCACGUGUUCACACAUGUAUUUAGCAGAUUUCAAGCUUUGUUUUUAGCAGAAUGCUUGGCAAUGAAAGACGGCAGCACUGCCUGCAAGUGGGCUCACCUGCAUGGCUGGCCACUGCCGGGUGAGUACCUUGAGGUGCAGCACCAUUUUGCCGCGCUCAGCUGUCACUUUCCUGUCGUCUGCACCAGCAGGUUGGAAACUGCAUUCAGUGUUUGUAACGAAUGACCCAGUACUGGCCAGUAGGAACAAAUUCAAAGCCCUGUGAUAACCGAAGCAAGAUUGCAGUUAUGUUGGAACUGACGUCCAUCGAGCAUUCAUUUGGCAGUCCUGCAUCGAGGCCUCGUUAACAGCGGCCCUUGUUGAAACCGAUGUGGCAAAAGGCUUGUCGGUCAUGUUAAGAUGAGGUCGCAUGCGCCAAGUUUCUGCAAGACUUUUUUUAGUUGAAUAGCAAGUUGCUAUCACGAUAGAUUUUUUUUUUUUUGCCGAAUGCUUGCAACUUUUGCGGUGUUAGACUGUUGUGAAGUGAGCGCACUUUGCAUUGAAAGGGGAUCAGUGUAUUUCGCGACAGCUUCCGAGACAAUUCGCCGGCCCUGAAGAGCCGAUAUGUGGACCAGCCGGACAUGUGGUCACAAAUGUAUUGGUAAGGCCGUAGUUUGUCGGAGCGCAGUUUCGUAAUAAGACCCUCGCUGCAAAGCCGUUGUGAGAGGUGCGAAUAAGCCAGACAAUUUUGGUUGUGCAUGGUCUACGUUAUGCGAGACUUGUCUUGCGUAAUGAUGAACUAUGUAUGCAGUUGCGAUGGUGCAACUACGGAGAUGUGAGGCGUGCAACCCCAUAGGUGGCAGAUAGAGAUUAUUGCAGUGCACACGAUUUUGUUGAGAGUAUGUGGAGGUGUUUAAAGCCCAGUCCUUCCCGUGCACAGAGCGUUGAAAGAAGCAGUGUUGACGAGAGUUUGACAGCCACAACCCUUCAUUUCUUCCUUUUUUUGUCUAGUCUGAUGUACAUGGGUUGCUUGUACUCUUGCUCAUCUGUUGCCCAACAACUUUCAUCCUUAUUAGGGCAUAUGCUUGCUUUUUAGCUGCUGUGAUGCAAUCAUCGCUUCUGACUGGGACAGUGUUAAACAGACAGUGGGAAAACGAUAAUGAUGGCACCAGUGUGGCCAUGGCUGCCAUUGCAGCACGCCUGGAAGAGUUCAUCUACAACCAGGGCCUUCGCAUUGUGCUUGCACUACACUGUUAAACUCUUGUUUCAGGUCUGAUGCCUAAUCAAGCACAGUAGUUUGUAGUAGAAUUCACCCCAACCACAACCCUUUCAGUCAGUUUUUUUUUUUUUUUCGCUCGCAUUUUGUAAAGCCAAACUCUUUGGGGUUUAUAGGUUGUUACUGAAUGGUUGACACUAUUUUUUUUGUUGCUCUACAUACGUGACAAGAGAAAUUGUGUUGCUUUGUAACAUUGCACUUGUCAAAGUUGUCUGUCAAAGUUUUCAAAUUGUGCUUUAUCUUGCUUCUGGCACCUUCAUUCUCUGGUGGCCUGUUGGCAUUCGUCUGCUGGAUGGUACUUUGUAAUUACUCGCGCAGUUGUGCUGCUCCCUGGUUGCAAAAUUGCCCCGAGUGCUGUCGUGCAAAUGCGUGUUUUUUUUUUUUUUUAAUGCACGCCGCGCUUCGCUGCGUUUGGCAUAAGCUACUUUAAAGUAAGAUUUGUGUGCGAUGCUGGAGUUGCCAAGAGUUAUUUUGGGCUUGAACGUUUAAUUCAUUUAGCUUUAUUUGCACCGAAGGGACGUUUACACCUUUAGGCAAUUUUACGGUAGCCCAAUUUUUUUUCUACUUUCAGAGCUUGUAACACAAUAUGUGUGAAUUUUUUUUCUUUCGUUUUCACUGAGGUCUGGUAAAAUGUGCGUGUAUGUGUAUGUGAAGAUUAGUAAGCAAGCAGUGGUGAGGCGCCUUGUUUUGUGAAUCGAUGAAAAGCCCAUAUUAAGAACCGUGUACGUGACGGUAGAGUAUUGAAUCUUCCUCAAGGUUCUCUUGUGAGCUUUUAUUGUAAGGUUAAUACGGGCCUGUCAUGUGCUAUAAUUCUGUCACACUAAGAAAUAGUCUGCACUGAAAUUUAAAAGAAGUGACUUGAGUCUUAACGAAGUAUUGGUUAUUCUGUCAGGUCGCUUCAUCAUUGUGUUUGCCUUAGGCACAACCUAGGGCAGUCCAUCACAUUUCUGGAGACCUGUAUAGUGAACAACACCAAGUCACCAAACGACAAGCUUUUGCCUCUUGCGAGGCCCAAACCCCAGUGCCAUGAAAUAUUUGUUCCUAAACUAGCCGUUGGAGAGAAUAUACUGGAUGUCGACACCAACCUUUCUCGUCCCGCGUAUCUCGGGCACAUUUCUUUCUUCGUGCAAGGCUAUGUGUCGUGUACUUUCAAAUUGCACAGACUACUUGGACGUGAAAAGCACAUAUAGAAGCACUGCACAUUUGUGUGUCACUUUACCCACAGCCCUUGGGUAAUUGUCAAGAACAAAACACGACGUAGGGCAGGAUUGCAUUAAGAAAUCGCAGGUCGUCUUUCCCAACACUACACAUCAGUGUGCUCUCUAUUCUGUACAUAUCUUUCCUGCCUGGCCAGCAUGUCAGUAUCUCGCACGCUGCAUCAUGUCGCAUCGUGACAUGCUGUGCACUAUGGUGCCUUGGACCCUACAAAGCCAAUCGAGCGUUAUAGCCCGUUUUUACUUAAAAAGUCUUUUCUGGAGAAUGUAACUUCACCGAAGUUUUGUGUAACUCAUAGUACAACAGAGUGUCAUGUUUUAUGAAGAGUCACGAAUAUGGUAGUUGACAGAGCUUUUUUUUUUUUUCUUUUGCAUUCGCCAGUGGCUGCUCUCUCAGCCUACUACAGUUAUUUGUUCUGAUUGCAAAGAAUGUGUGCGUAUGUGUGUGCGUGUGAUGCUGCGGUUUGUAAGCGGCUACACGCCGAGGUUGAGGCAUAGCUCAAGCAAAACUGCAGACUUCUCCGCAUUGUAGGACAGGACAGUGAAGCAUUUUCGACGUGGACGUUUAAUAUAUUUAUUUAUGAAGCGCCUGCACAUGUGGGCUGCAGUGUUUUUACCCAUGCUGUGUUUCUCGUUCAGUUUAUCCCACCCACCCCCUCCCCUUCCCUGUCGCUUGAUAUAUUCCCUGGACAGAACGAACUUCGCUGUGCCUGUGUUGUACGAAGUGUUUUAUUGAAGUCGUGGGCGCUCAUUCCUGCGAAGGAAUUUCAGUGUCUCCUCUCAGAUGAAUGUUUGUAAUAAAAGCUUUUUUUUUUUUUUU
This is a messenger RNA of Dermacentor silvarum, 7655 nucleotides long. RefSeq names its product protein phosphatase 1 regulatory subunit 12A-like (gene Mbs). The record is from RefSeq and is a predicted model, not a curated record. Lineage: Eukaryota; Metazoa; Arthropoda; Arachnida; Ixodida; Ixodidae. The transcript has 19 exons. Gene Ontology annotation, biological process: signal transduction. Gene Ontology annotation, cellular component: cytoplasm. Gene Ontology annotation, molecular function: protein kinase binding; phosphatase regulator activity; enzyme inhibitor activity. The coding region runs from base 91 to 2718 and encodes 875 amino acids.